AUGUCCGCAGAGACUUCGCCAUUUGAGUCGUUACCGAAUGAGCUAAUUGAUCAAAUACUGUCCAACCUUGCUACUGAUCCUCCUUCGUUCUCCCGUUUCGACCAGCCCCCGGGCGUUCGUAUAGUCAAAUCGGCCGCCCGCGACCUCAAGAAUCUAUCGCGAACCUCCUCUCACUUCCUAGAGGUCACACGGCCGCGGUUGUUUGCACAUGCCUGCUUUGAUAUCAGUGAGGGAGAAAGCUUUUUACAAUUCAUCCUGAAAUGGGAUCUGUGUCGAAACGUGACGUCCCUCCUGGCGCGGGGAAAUACCUGUUCAGAUCCUCAGGACGACCCCUCAUGGUGGCGUAGGAUUCUGCAGCACCUCGAUCCAAUGCGUAUCACUCUUCUGGCACCGCCGUCGUUUAUCGGAGCAACGCUAGGAACCGAGAUUAUGGAUGGACAUAACUGGGCUUUCCAGAUUUCGCUGCAAGUCCUGCAAUUGGAUAGGAGAGAACGGCAGGUAGCGCCACCUCCGGUCUCGCAUGUUGAGGCAUGCCCGGGUCUUUUAGCAGCUCGGGAGUGGUCAUCGCUGCAGUUUAACGAGUCCUCGUCUUUGAAGGCAUAUAACCAUUAUGAGUAUUUUCUCUUCCAGGUCCCUUCUGUGUUUAAUAGAUGGGGCUCGUUGUCCCGGACCCAUCCAGAGAGUGUCUCUUUAUCUCUCUCGCUCAACAAGUUGACAGCAUUCCAUUACACUGCGGUUUUUCCGUUUUAUAACCACGUCAAACUAGUGCUGGACACGGUGACAUUGAUGACGAGUCUGCGCUCGCUCAGCGUACGAUUGGCGCCUUGCUUGAACGACAAGGCCACAGAGUUGGAGCAGAGGGGAUCUAUGGACCCAAGCGAUCCGUGGAUGGAGCUUGCGACGGGCUAUACUUUAGUUGCGCAUGCAGUUCGGGACUUGGGCAACAGAGCCCGUCUUAUGGUCUGGGAGACACUGAAUGGGCCCAUGACGGACAUGGGAACUGGGUUAGAGGAGCGAAAUGUGAUCGGUCAUACCACGACGUCCAUGGUAUCAGAGCAGCCCGAUGCGCCAGAUCAAUCUGCCAUCUGGAAUCUAAGAAAGGACAUCGAAGAGGCAUUCGAAGGCCCAUCCAGCGUUUUCCGCUGUGGCAGGGUAAUCGGGUUUUCGAAACUGAAGAAGAGAGCUCGAGAAGACGAUGACCAUGAUUCUAUCGGCCAGCUAACCCCCCCAAAGCUCCCCCGAUACCUCCUCGCCAAGCAUCUACGCAACACACCCCCAUCACAAUCACCCUCCACCCAACCAAAAGCCUUCAUAAUCCAUCCACCAACGCUCGACCCAUUCUCUCCAAAACAACUCCUAGCUUCUCUCCUCGCUUCUCCUUCAACGCCGCCCCUCUCCCGCAUCGAAGCAAUAGCCCUGCUAGACCAUGUCCAGCUCCUCCCCGUCUUCGACUUCCGCGCCGCAGUGCAAGCCAUCAGCCAGGUCUCGGACGCCCUGCAAUCAGCUCUGGUGUCUGGCGGGGAGUCAGGGGAGCGCGCGCGCACGCGCACCCUACUCCUCCUCGCAGGCCUCGACACGCUCACCGAGGGCGUCAUCCGCGCCUCGAACCCGGUGAAGGGCGCGGCGGCGCUGACCGCCGCGCUGCGAACGCUGACGCAGCUUUCAAGGGUGCAUGGCUCGUAUCUUGCUGUGAUGCUGGUUAAUACGGGUGGGCUUGGAUCCGCGCCCGGCUUGGGCCCUGGCCCUGGCGCUGGGGCUGGCGCUGGGGCUGGCGCUGGGGCGGGAAGGCAGCAUGCGUCGCGAGGGGACUUUCGAGCGUCUAUGGAUGACGAGGGCGUCUACUCUAUGUUUCAUGCGGCGGAGACAUCGCUGCUUCCGAGUUUGUUGAUGAGGACGUUGGAUCAAGGUAUUGAUACGCAUCUUCUGCUUUCGACGGUGGGGUCGGAUCACGUUGUGGAGGUCAUCAAAGAUCGAGUAGGAGAGGGGGUGGGGAAAUGGUGCAUUUGGGACAAAAACCCGUGA
Aspergillus thermomutatus is the source of this 2022-nucleotide messenger RNA. RefSeq lists its product as uncharacterized. The record is from RefSeq and is a predicted model, not a curated record. Lineage: Eukaryota; Fungi; Ascomycota; Eurotiomycetes; Eurotiales; Aspergillaceae. The coding region runs from base 1 to 2022 and encodes 673 amino acids. The transcript is spliced from 4 exons.